This is a messenger RNA of Pungitius pungitius (ninespine stickleback), 2376 nucleotides long. It is a transcript of the gene sp3b, whose product is annotated as Sp3b transcription factor. Gene Ontology annotation, molecular function: RNA polymerase II cis-regulatory region sequence-specific DNA binding; DNA-binding transcription factor activity, RNA polymerase II-specific. The transcript is spliced from 9 exons. The record is from RefSeq and is a predicted model, not a curated record. NCBI's taxonomy places the organism in Eukaryota, Metazoa, Chordata, Actinopteri, Perciformes, Gasterosteidae. Gene Ontology annotation, biological process: regulation of transcription by RNA polymerase II. The coding region runs from base 383 to 2299 and encodes 638 amino acids.
GCUCUACAACAAACAGGAAACACACGUUCUAUAAAAAGUGAUUGACGUUACAGUUAGCCAAUGGCGUCUCGCUUACCACUGAAUAAGCCAAUUGCCUUAGAGAAGAAGGGCGGGACGUCCUGUAAUGUGAUGCAAAUUCGACGGACAGGCCUGUUAGUCCCACCUUUUUGUGUUUCCCGCACCGUCAAUCAAAAUAGAAAAAAAUCGUCCCGAAUUCACCGAUCAACACUAGCCCGCCUUUGAUAAAAUAAUCAUGUUUAGAGUUUAGUUUAUCCGAUAAUCCUCCCGGUUACUACCACUCACGCUAUGACUGGUACGUAAACAUUUACCGCAUCGAAGCGUGCAACUAAUCGCGCCAGAGCAGCCUCUGAAACAAGGAGAAAUGGCGUCCGCGGACGUGGACAGCAGUCAAAGCGAGUUUCUGCAACCCGGCGGCGCAGCGGAAACACAGACCACAGACAUGUCUGCCAUUCAGCUGACGGGUUCGGAUCGAUGGGAGGUGUUGACGCCUGUCUCGGCCGGGAAGGAAGAUCAGGGAAUUGUCCACAUUCCAAACUCCGGGAUCGUCACGUCCAACGGGCAGUACAUGCUUCCCAUCGGGAGUCUUCCCAACCAGCCCAUUUAUGUUACAGCAUCUGGGAAUGAGGCUGCAUCCAACGGAGUGUCAGGCAUUCAGUAUCAGGUCAUCCCCCAAAUCCAAAAUGCAGACGGGACACUCACAGGAUUCACGCAGGGACUAGACGACGGCACGGGGCAGAUCCACCUCCUGCAAGAUGGCCAGGGCGGCAUUGGGAUCAGCUGUGCCACCACGGCGACCACAGACCUCCUGACGCAGGCGGGGCAUGUACAUUCAAUCCAAGGCGUCUCGCUGGCCGGGGGGUCGGCGUACAGCGGAACCGUAGGGCUGCCUGGCAACAUAACGUUCGUUCCGAUAAACAGUGUGGAUCUGGAGUCUCUAGGGCUGACCGGAGCGCACUCGGUCCCCAUCGCUACGGGGGUAACGGCGGAAGGUCAGCUGAUCAUGGGCGGCCAGACCAUGGACAGUCAGGGCCAGGAUGGCGGUGCCAAGCAGUCGCUGGUGACCGUCAGCGGCGCAAACCAAGAACUCUACGUGCCAACCACCUCGUCCUCCUCGAGCUCCUCCCAUCUCCCGGAGACCAUCGACGGCACCGGGGUCCUCACCCAAGCCACCGCCGUGUCCGCGGGCGUGUCCGACCCUUCCUCCGAGAACUUCAACUCCCACAACCACCUGCAGCAAAUCCAGGUGUCUUCCUCCAACGCCACCACUAUGUCGCAGCCCAUCCUGCAUCUGUCUGGGGACGGUCAGGGCCAGGGUCAGGACCUGAAUGCAGGGGGUCAGACUCUCCAGAGUGUGCAGCUGGUCAACCCGGGGACCUUCCUCAUCCAGGCCCAAACGGUCAGCGCUACCGGACAGAUCCAGUGGCAGACCUUCCAGGUUCAAGGUGUCCAGUCACUCCAGGGGCUUCAGUUGCCCCAGGGGCAGGGACAGGCCCAGCAGCUGACCUUAGCCCCGGUCCAUACCCUUCCUCUGGGCCAGACAGGCCAGGUCAACCUGCCCAACCUCCAGACGGUCACGGUGAACUCUGUAGCCCAAUCUGGAGUCCAGUACAGCCAGGGGGAGGACGCAAAUAGUCCAAUCGGCAUCCAGAUAAAGGAGGAGCCGGACUCUGAGGAGUGGCAACUGAGUGGAAACUCCACGCUGAACCCCAGCGAUCUGAACAACCUGCGUGUUCAGAUCGGAGACGAGGACAUGGACAUGCAGGGCGGCGAGGGCAAGAGGCUCCGCAGAGUAGCCUGCACCUGCCCCAACUGCAAAGAGUCCGGAGGAAGAGGCUCGGGCAUGGGGAAGAAGAAGCAGCACAUCUGCCACAUCGCCGGCUGCGGGAAGGUUUACGGGAAGACGUCUCAUCUCCGAGCUCACCUGCGCUGGCACAGCGGGGAGAGACCCUUCGUCUGCAACUGGAUGUUCUGCGGGAAGAGGUUCACCCGGAGCGACGAGCUGCAGAGACACAGGAGGACACACACGGGAGAGAAGAAGUUUGUGUGCACCGAGUGCUCCAAGAGGUUCAUGCGGAGCGACCACCUGGCCAAGCACAUAAAGACUCACCAGAACAAGAAAGGCAUGGUUCCUUCCUCCACGUCUCCGCCCACUCCCGAUACUCUCAUCACCGCCGACGGAACCACACUCAUCCUCCAGACCACCACCCACGACCUCCUAGCCAAUCAGGAGAUCCCGUUGCAGCUGGUCACCGUGGCGUCCGGUGAGGUCAUGGAAUGAGGGAAUGAGGGGGUGAAUAGUUGUUUUUUUUUGUUUUUGAGAACUGGCCUAUCACAGGGACCUCUUGGGCUUUUCUC